UGAACUGCGGACCCUCGCGUUUGGCUGCGACUGAGGCCAUGAUGAGAUGUUAAAAACAGGCUGAGAGACAAAAACAGAAGAGCAUUGAAACAUCGACCAUCACAUAAAGCCGUCAUGGCGGAAUCACAGACCGGUUGCGAUCGCUUUGUUCUCGGAAUGGAUCUGGGCACCACAUCGGUGAAAGUGGUGCUGUUGGAAGCGCAGUCAAAGACAGUGACAGAGAGCAGGAGCUUCACUACAAACGCUGAUAUCAGCAGCAGCACACACACACAUGCCAAAGAGCAGGAUCCUGCACUUAUAAUUGCCGCUCUGGACCAGUGCAUGGCUGCUUUGCCUAAAGACAAGCUGAAAAAAGUCAAGUUCAUUGGAGUAUGUGGACAAAUGCAUGGCAUUGUGUUGUGGAAAUCUAACUCAGGCUGUGAAUGGCAGAGUAAAGAUGGCAUCACCAGAUUCAGUCCCAAAGAUGUCAGUCAGCUGAUCACAUGGCAGGACGGGCGCUGCGACUUUGACUUCCUGUCGGCUUUACCUAAACCAGAUUCACACCUGAGUGUGGCCACCGGCUUCGGCUGUGCCACGGUCUUCUGGUAUAUGAAACACAGGCCCGAGUUCCUGUCAGGCUUCAGUGAUGCAGGAACCAUUCAAGACUAUGUGGUUUCCAUGUUGUGCAGCCUUGACAAGUGUGUGAUGACUGGACAAAAUGCUGCCAGCUGGGGCUACUUCAACACAGCCACUAACCAAUGGAACACACACAUUCUGAAGGAUGCAGGUUUCCCUGUGCACCUCUUGCCUGUGCUGGUGGAUUCAGGACGUGUGGCUGGUCAUACUUCCUGUGAAUGGUACGGCAUUCCUGCUCACACAGCGGUCGGGGCGGCACUAGGAGACUUCCAGUGUAGUGUGUACUCCUGCAUAACUGACAGAGGACACGCAGUGUUGAAUAUGAGUACUUCAGCCCAGCUGACGUUCAGGAUGCCAGCUGAAUUCACCCCUACCAGUUCUCCAGACCCGCUCUCGCCCAUCGCUUAUUUCCCAUACUUUGAGGGAUCAUAUCUUGCGGUGGCCGCAUCACUUAAUGGAGGCAACGUUAUGGCCACCUUCGUCAGAAUGCUGGACUCAUGGAUGAAAGAAUUUGGACUGGAAGUAAGUGAGUCCAGCAUCUACUCUCAGCUCAUCCAUUCUGCUCUGGCCCAGCCGAAUACUGACCUAACCGUGACAUCAACACUACUAGGAGAGCGUCAUGCCCCAUCCAGCAGUGCCAGCGUCUCCCACAUCUCAUCCUCCAACCUGUCUCUGGGUCACGUGACCCGGGCUGUGUGCAGGGGUAUUAUUGAAAACCUGGCCACUAUGAUGCCCCCUCAGAGCCUGCGGGCCGCUGGCGUGCGCUGUAUUAUCGGCAGUGGCAGUGCUCUGUCAUGUAACGCAGUUCUGCAACAGGAAGUGGAGAGAGUAUUUCCAUUUCCUGUUGUCUAUGGAAAAGAUGUGGACUCAGCAGUUGGAGUUGCCAUGGUGAUCAGUGACCAAACAUGAAACAAGAACCAACCCUCAAGACUGUAAUGCUCUCUGGUAGGGCUACUUUUUUCUGGAUUCAAAUUCAUAAUUCCAAAAAUGUCAUAAUCCUUUUUAAAGGAUUGUUUACAAAAUUUCUUAAAAGUUGUUAAAUUUCUCACCCUCAGGUUAUCCAAGAUUCCUGUUUAUGUCUUCAGUAGAACAUUACAUUACAUAUUUAGCUGAAACUGUGGUCAGUAGCUAUGUUUCUAUCCACCUAUUUAAAAAAUUUGCAUAAAAUAUGCGCAUAAGUAAGUAUGAGAAACUUUUUAUUUAAUAAGAAAAGAUGCUCAUGAACUGCGAUUGAAACACUUUUACUAAACAUAUUCCAGUAUGAGCAUUAAAAAAGGUCUUGAGAUUUUAUUUUGAGAUCAUGUGAUAAUCAAAAUGUGUAUGAAUAGACAAACCAGCAGGCUGAGCACAUUGUAAAUAAUCUGAAAUGUUGGCUUAGUCAUUCAAAAACGCCUUACCGUUUAAGUAUUAGUGUCAUUAUAUUAUUAAUGACCUCCAGAAUAAUGAAGAGCAUCUGCUCUGCGUCUCACACCUUCAAACGCCACCAAAUGUUUAUGGCGUGUCAGGAUUUCCUUCUAAGGCACAGGUCAUUUAUUAAAUGAAGAAAAGAUUCACGCAGCUUCUCCUACUUCAGUAAAUUCUGUUUGUACUGUUAAUAUUUGGUGACAGUUAAUCAGGAAGUGAUGAUUUUUUCCGCUUUGUCUACUUGGAUGAAAACGCUGCUUUAUUCACAUGUCUUUUAUGCGAUAUUCCAGUUUUGUGCAUAAAGUUAAUUAGCAUUUUUGGAUGGAAACAUAUCUACUGGUGAUUCAUAAAAUCAACUCUAAUCACUUUGAGAGUAGAAAGCAUAUACAGGCAUACAGGGAAAACACUAAAUGAAUUCUUGUGGCUUCUAAUGAUAGAUUGAGGUCUUAUAAAGUGGAAGACUGUGAUCUGUCCAAAUGGUCCUAAGAACAUUAAUGGCUUGUUGUGCAUAAAAUAUAUGCAAUGGAAAAAUGUUUUUACUUUUUUACAGUAAAGAUGGAGGACGUGUGUUGUAAUAUUCAACAGAAUUACUUUUGUUUAAGCUGUAAAAAGAUUUUACUGACAGCAUCCGCUCACAUGUAAAUCAAAUAUUUCUCUCAUUUGUUCAAUGAUCUUUGAGCCAGGUUAUGAUAAACGUGGGCUCUUACAGGAUUUUGAUAACCUGGCUUGAAGAUUAUGACAAAAAAGAGGAAGAACAACUCGAAAUAUUAAGUCUAUGUGACCCAGAAGUUGCUGAGACUUUUUCAAUAUGACGAUGUACUUGGAGCUGAAUAUUGGGGGGCUAAGCUUUAUUUCUUUGCAUUAGUCCCUCAUGGCAAACUAAUGGUAAGAGAAUAUUGUAUAAUAAGCAUCAAACUGAUGUCAAAAGAGAUCUCUAAACACAGAAAUGGUCAAACUUUGAUUGAAGAUUACCAAAACAAAUGAGUUUUUUCAGUUAACUUAAUUAAUUGUUCACCAAAUGAAUAACAGUGUGCCCUAGCUAAAUAAACGUACAUUUUCAUUUUAAACAGA
Molecule: messenger RNA, 3090 nt
Organism: Danio rerio (zebrafish)
Lineage: Eukaryota; Metazoa; Chordata; Actinopteri; Cypriniformes; Danionidae
Source: RefSeq, a predicted model, not a curated record